UGUGAUUGUUAUCCCCUUAUCUCAUCGAAUAAACAAUUAUUUCAAAUUAAGCAAUUAUUUCUUAUCUCAUUGAAUAGGCAAAUGUUAAGUAUAUAACGACGUAAAGUCACAUAUUUAUGCGAAUAUUUAUGGCUUAAAGUGACGAAAAGGAGUGUAUCAAAUUGGAUGGAUCACAUUGCACAAGAUAUUUAAAUAAAAUAAGACCUUAAAAUGGCUUCGAGAUCAGAAGAUCCAGAAAUUACAGAAUCCAGAGGAAAAGAGAGAAACACAGGGAAAAGUGACGGGUUUGGCAGAUUAUUGAUAAAGUUUCUAGCCAUUUAUUGGCGAUCUUUCAUUGUGAUAUUAUGGCCAUUAAUCCUAAUUCCAAUAUUGAUUCUCGAAAGUGAAAAACCUGUCGCAAUGAAAUGUUUAUACAUCAUCGCGUUAAUGGCGAUGUUCUGGGUGACAGAGGUCUUGCCAUUGCCCAUCACAGGUAUGAUUCCGGUGGUCUUAUACCCGCUAAUGGGUAUUAUGUCUACCAAUGAGACUUGUUUAUGCUACAUGAACGAUACCACAAUGAUGUUUCUGGGCAGUUUGGUAAUCGCUGUGGUUAUUGAAAACUCCGGCUUGCACAUGCGAAUGGCAUUACUCAUCAUCAGAAUUAUUGGCUGCAGUCAUCGAAGAUUAACAUUAGGUUUAUUUUUCGUAACGAUGUUCAUUUCAAUGUGGAUUUCAAACACUGCCGCUACAGCCAUGAUGAUACCGAUAAUGGAAACUGUUCUCAUGGAGCUUGAAUCGCAAGGACUUGGAAACAUGUUCGUACAAAAGGAUGGAGUGGCCGAAGAGGAAGGCAGGGAAAUCAAAAGGCCAACGCAUAGUACAAUGGUAUAUUAUCUCGUCGCGGCUUACGCAUCUACUCUCGGUGGUACCGGCACUAUUGUGGGAAGCGGUACCAAUUUAACAUUAAAGGGAUUUUUAGAAAAGCGUUUUCCCAACAGUCCCGGUAUAAAUUUCGCCUCUUGGAUGUUAUAUUCGGUGCCACCCAUGCUGUUAAUGGGUUUGCUCACAUGGUUGUGGCUGCAGGUGAUGUACAUGGGUCUUUUUAGACCAGAAAGCAAAGAUGCUCGUGCGAUAGAUAUUGGACAACAAGGCGAGCGUAUUGCAGCGGGAGUUAUUGAGAAAAGGUACAAAGAACUUGGACCGAUCUCGUGGCAUGAGUUCUCCGUGGGUGUCUUAUUUAUUUUUGUGGUGCUCUUAUGGUUCUUUAGAAGCCCUGGUUUUAUGCCGGGCUGGGCUGCUUAUGUUACGAACUUGUCUGUUAAGGAUUCGACAGCAGCCGCAUGUGUAACGAUACUGUUUUUUAUUAUUCCGUCGAAAUUGGACUUUUUAUAUGCAUUCAGUAAAGAUCCGCGUAAACGACCCACAAAAGCAUCGCUUAGUUUAAUAACUUGGAAAAUGAUAAACGAGAAAAUGCAUUGGAGUCUAAUAUUCGUGUUAGGUGGUGGGUUUGCCAUCUCAGCAGGUAGCACUUCAUCAGGUCUGUCAGAAAUGCUCGGUCACUAUCUAAUAGGUUUACAAAAGAUUAACGUGGUAGCAAUAAUGCUGAUUGUCUGCUUCUUUGCCGAGAACGUAACGGAAUUAACAGCUAACGUGGCCGUUGCGAAUAUUAUACUGCCAGUAUUAGCGGAGAUGUGUGUGGCUAUUAAAAUACAUCCUUUGUAUUUAAUGCUGCCAGCAACUCUCUGCUGCUCCUUUUCGUUCCAUCUACCAGUAGGUACUCCACCAAAUGCAAUUGCUAGUGCCGCGGGACACGUAAAGACAAAAGAUUUUAUGAUUGCUGGUAUCGGUCCUAGCAUUAUCACGCUCAUUGUCACUGUAAUAGCGUUCUCUACUUGGGGUGAAUACGUAUUUAACCUAUCGGAUUUCUCCGAAUGGGCCACGUAGCAGUACUUAUAUAGUAUAAACAUUCUUUUAUUCGGUAUAUUUCAUUAUCAUUCCGCCAAAGAGCGAAGAAUGAUCUUCACAACGACAAGAGUACUACUCGCAUUAUAUA
Trachymyrmex cornetzi is the source of this 2032-nucleotide messenger RNA. RefSeq names its product I'm not dead yet. Lineage: Eukaryota; Metazoa; Arthropoda; Insecta; Hymenoptera; Formicidae. Gene Ontology annotation, molecular function: citrate transmembrane transporter activity; succinate transmembrane transporter activity. The coding region runs from base 211 to 1923 and encodes 570 amino acids. Gene Ontology annotation, cellular component: plasma membrane. The transcript has 10 exons. Gene Ontology annotation, biological process: citrate transport; transmembrane transport; succinate transport. The record is from RefSeq and is a predicted model, not a curated record.